Molecule: messenger RNA, 1257 nt
Organism: Trichomycterus rosablanca
Lineage: Eukaryota; Metazoa; Chordata; Actinopteri; Siluriformes; Trichomycteridae
Gene: gal3st3
Product: galactose-3-O-sulfotransferase 3
Exons: 1
Coding region: 1-1257 (418 amino acids)
Biological process (GO): glycolipid biosynthetic process
Cellular component (GO): membrane
Molecular function (GO): galactosylceramide sulfotransferase activity
Source: RefSeq, a predicted model, not a curated record
AUGUUGGAAUCAUACCAAUUCAGCUGCUCGUCCCCAAGCAGUCGUUCUGCCAAACACACCAGCGUGGUCUUCCUCAAGACGCACAAGACGGCCAGCAGUACCGUGCAGAACAUAUUGUUCCGUUUUGCAGAGCGCAACAACCUCACAGUGGCCCUGCCCGUCCCAGCAUGUGACCACCAGUUCUGCUACCCACAGCUCUUCAGCACACGUUUCGUUUAUUCACAGACCAUACCACCAGACAUCGUCACCAACCACCUGCGCUUCAGCCGCUCUGAACUGCGGCGCAUUAUGCCCAACAACACUAUCUACAUCACCAUUCUGCGAGAACCUGGCGCCAUGUUUGAAUCGCUGUUCAGCUACUACAGUCAGUACUGCGAGAGCUUUAGGAGAGUCCCCAAUUGCUCUCUUGAGGCUUUUCUAGACCAGCCUUGGGCCUACUAUCGUCCAGACGAGAAGGAUUCAAUGUAUGCCAGGAAUACACUGACGUUUGACCUGGGAGGCGAUAAGGAUCGGUCGCCAGCAGAUGCGGCAACGUACGCAAAGCGAUUUGCUGCAGAGGUGGAGCGUGUCUUUUCAUUGGUCAUGAUUGCAGAAUAUUUUGAUGAAUCGCUGGUCCUGCUACGGCAUCGAUUGUCAUGGGACCUAGAAGACUUGCUGUACAUCAAUCAAAACAUGCGCUCACCUUCAUCUAAGGGAAACCUUUCUGAAGCGUUCACAGCUAAAAUCAGAGCAUGGAACAGCAUAGACGCUGUGCUGUAUGACCACUUUAAUGCCUCGCUGUGGAGGCAGCUGAGAGAAUUGGGGCUGGGAUGCGUUGCUAAAGAAGUGCAGCUGCUACGUCGUGCCCGUGACCACGUGGUGCGUGGCUGCUUUGGUGGCAGUUUGCCCCGGAUGCGCUCAGCUAAACAGAUCGCCAACAAAGAGCUGCGGCCGUGGCAGCCCAACUCCAAGGUAGCCAUUGUCGGGUACGAAUUACCUCUCAAUGCCACAAACAGGUCUAGAAUGACACAAGACAUGUGCAUGAAAAUGAUUAUGCCAGAACUGCAAUACACGAGCCAACUGAUGCGCUCACAGUCGCUGCGCUACAGGAGCAGGUUACAUUUCGCUGCUACACAAAGAUUGCAAAAGCCUCUGCAGAACAAUCGACAAUACUCUGGUCAAAGUGCCAUUGUGUGGCACACAGAAACAUCAGAAAAGAGCAGUAGAACAGCUCUGCAGUUAUUUCACUUGCCAGCUAAACUACUGUCAAACAAUUAA